AUGCAAAAUGAUCCAGAAAUUGUUGAAUCCCAAAAGGAUCAACAAAAAAUAGAAAUAAUAAAAAAUGAAAUAGAGAAUUUAAUGCAACUCUCUAGAGGAGAAACUUUCUAUGUGUUGGGAAAGGAAGACUUUAUAAAUCAUUGCCGAAACAACAUCGACCUGGAUAAACUUGAAAAACUCUUUCAACAAGUCGUUAAAGAUAUGCAAUGUCAGUCCAUCUCUUUGUGUGACCGAAAAUCAGGCGACGGACCUGUCAGAGACUUUCGAAUAAGAAAUAUUGUUGACGAAUAUGAUUUUAUAGAAACUAGGUCAUUCAAAAAUAUUAUUUUUAGAAUCACAGUUGCAGGAAACGUCGAUACUGGAAAAACAACCCUGUUGGGGGUUUUGACCCACAACACUUCCGAUGAUGGAAGAGGCUCUGCUAGAUCAAAAAUGUUCAAUCACAAGCACGAGGCAGCCACCGGUAGAACGAGCUCAAUUGGAGUCAAUAUUGUUGGCUUUGACUACGCUGGAAAUUGUCUGAAUAAUCCCGACCGAGGAAAACUGGAUUGGCAGAAAUUGUGUAAAAAGGCUUCGAAAGUUGUUUCCUUAAUCGACUUGGCUGGACACGAAAAAUACUUAAAAACGACGAUUUCUGGAAUGUUCGGAUACGCGCCAGACGCUUGCAUGCUUAUUGUUAUAUCCCACUGUCGUCAUUUUAGAUUGGGGCCAACGCAGGUAUGAUUGGGAUGACGAAAGAACAUUUUUGGCUUGCAACAUCUCUCGACAUUCCCUGCUUUUUUGUUGUCACUAAAAUUGACAUGUGUCCUGCACAAAAACUUACGGAAACACUACAAUCACUUGUUUCCUUUAUUCGGAGUCCAUUUGUCAAUAGGACUCCUGUAAAAGUUAAAAAUAUGAAUUACGUCUUUCGUUGUGCAGAAAUGUUUUCUUCACUUCGGUAAUGUUCUCUUAUUUCUGUAAUUUUCAUUAGUCUUUGUCCAAUUUUUUCUAUUUCGAACGUAA
Messenger RNA from Octopus sinensis (East Asian common octopus), 1005 nucleotides. RefSeq names its product GTP-binding protein 1-like. Gene Ontology annotation, biological process: translational elongation. Lineage: Eukaryota; Metazoa; Mollusca; Cephalopoda; Octopoda; Octopodidae. The transcript is spliced from 2 exons. The coding region runs from base 1 to 723 and encodes 240 amino acids. The record is from RefSeq and is a predicted model, not a curated record. Gene Ontology annotation, molecular function: translation elongation factor activity; GTPase activity; GTP binding.